This is a messenger RNA of Angiostrongylus costaricensis, 1029 nucleotides long. Lineage: Eukaryota; Metazoa; Nematoda; Chromadorea; Rhabditida; Metastrongylidae. The record is from the annotation of a GenBank genome assembly.
AUGCCAAACGAACAAAAUGGGUAUUGUGGACCACAUACGAGCUACACGGAUGUCAACAUCAUCGAUAGCGGCAAUAUGCGCUAUCAACGUCGCCCUGGUGAGCAUCUGAUGCGCAGCAGUGGUGGCGGUGUCUGUGUUUACACGAAACCGAUCCCUCGAGUCAGAGCCAAAUACGCCGUAGAUCAAGUCGAUCAAUACAAGGAUAUCUCUUCCACCGUACGUCACAAACAAGGUGUUUCCCGACUUGACACAUUCAGAGAGAAUGCGAUCGAAACGGUAAGGAACUACAACGUUUUAUUCACAAAAGUUUCGAUACCAGUUCGUAAGUUAUCGCACCUGCCGGUUUUCUUCCAGAUCUACGAUGAGUUUCGUUUCUUAGAUGAGACGGAUGCGCCAGUAUCACCAGCGUCCAGCGCUAAUCCAAUCAUGAAACCAACUGAAUUAGUUGAGUGCGGAUUUCGUUUCACACCAUCUCUAAUCGCGUACUGCUUGCUGCCGUUGAUUCAGUUAACAAUAUCAGUUGGUCUUCUCCUGCUUUCUGUUCUACGCCUACAACGAUCAUUUCGGGAGCCACUUUCAACAAAUUCACUUGUUGAUUUUGACAAACCGGAAGGAUUCAGUCCGUUGGAUGAAGGAAGUUCAAAGACGCUUAGAAUUCGAUCUGCAGUUUCAGUCCUCAUUCCAGCUGUGUUUCAAUGUAUUGCUGCAGCUGCCGGUUUUUGGCCGCUCGUCAAAAGAAACCGAAGCUACUAUCAGAGUGAUGUUGUUGGAAUGUGUUUGGCGUUAGGUAUAGCCCUAAUUGCGGCUACAGUGUGCUGUUUUUCUAUCUAUGCAACAUCGCGAUCAUUGACGAACGUUACGCAAUGGCGCAUGUCACCGGCGGUAGCUAGUCAGCCGUUGUUAUACUCGUUUGCACUGAAAGAGGCGAUCGUCGCCAGUUAUGCUCUUCUGGCUGCCGUCUUCUUCUUCGUUGCCGCUAUACAACAAAAUCACGGCCUCAUAUUAGCAUCUUCCAUAAUUCAAACGUGA